Messenger RNA from Stereum hirsutum FP-91666 SS1, 420 nucleotides. RefSeq lists its product as uncharacterized. The transcript has a single exon. Lineage: Eukaryota; Fungi; Basidiomycota; Agaricomycetes; Russulales; Stereaceae. The record is from RefSeq and is a predicted model, not a curated record. The coding region runs from base 1 to 420 and encodes 139 amino acids.
AUGUGGACUUCUUCCUCGGGUGUGCCACAUCAUCAUUAUGAGGAGCGAGAAGAGGGAGAGGAUGGUGGGCUGCAGUACUCGCAAGGCGAGGCGGAGAUGGAGCUCGAGUUGCUGAUUUGGGAUAUGAUUGCUUUGCCAAGUGUUCCCAUGGAGGUUUCAGCUCGGGAGGACAAGCAGGGGCAGGUUAGCAUGGAGAUAGAUGAUGAAGAUUCUAUCGGACUUGGGGAGGGAGAGUAUUGGGAUGGAGGGGGAGAGGAGUACACAGGUGAGGGUGACGGAGAGUAUGAGGAGCGAUAUGAGGAUGAGGGGUGUGAAGGAGAAGAGCAGUAUGAGGGUGAGGAGCAGUACAUAUUUGCUGGUUCAGAUUAUCCGUCAAUCUGGGGCACCUGGACUAGUCGCCAUACAUUCUGCGAGGAAUAA